Messenger RNA from Micromonas commoda, 870 nucleotides. RefSeq lists its product with no specific name. The record is from RefSeq and is a predicted model, not a curated record. The transcript has a single exon. The coding region runs from base 11 to 853 and encodes 280 amino acids. Lineage: Eukaryota; Viridiplantae; Chlorophyta; Mamiellophyceae; Mamiellales; Mamiellaceae.
CGCCGACCUCAUGGCGAUGAAGACGACGAUCUGGCGGCCGAACGUGAGAGUGACACUCAACGAGUAUGGCGAAGUCGAGGACACGGAGCGAGGUGGAGAGGAGGUGACGAAGCAGGGGACGAAGCGGAAGAGAGCCCCUCCCACGAAGGGGCCGUGCGAGCACGGGGUGAAGCAGAGAUCGCGGUGCAAGGUGUGCGGUGCUUGUCCGCACGGGAAGCGGCGCUCUGAUUGCAAGGAGUGCGGCGGGGCAUCAAUCUGCGAGCACGGUCGUCAGCACUCUCAGUGCAAGGAGUGCGGCGGGGCAUCAAUCUGCGAGCACGGUCGUCAGCGCUCUCACUGCAAGGAGUGCGGUGGGGGCUCAAUUUGCGAGCACGGUCGUCAGCGCUAUCGGUGCAAGGAGUGCGGUGGGGGGUCAAUCUGCGAGCACGGUCGUGAGCGCUCUCAGUGCAAGGAGUGCGAUGGGUCUGGGAUCUGCGAGCACGGCCGUCGGCGCUCUAUGUGCAAGGAGUGUGGUGGGGGCGCAAUCUGCGAGCACGGUCGUCAGCGCCCUUAUUGCAAGGAGUGCGGUGGGUCUCAAAUCUGCGAGCACGGUCGUCGGCGCUCUCGGUGCAAGGAGUGCGGUGGGGGGUCAAUCUGCGAGCACGGUCGUCAGCGCUCUCAGUGCAAGGAGUGCGGUGGUGCAUCAAUCUGCGAGCACGGUCGUCAGCGCUCUUAUUGCAAGGAGUGCGGUGGGUCUGGAAUCUGCGAGCACGGUCGUAUACGCUCUACAUGCAAGGAGUGCGGUGGGGGGUCAAUCUGCGAGCACGGUCGUCGGCGCUCUCAGUGCAAGGACUGUCGAGGCGAACGUCUGUAAUCAAACACGCUUCCACG